Messenger RNA from Oppia nitens, 1397 nucleotides. RefSeq names its product cytochrome P450 2J3-like. The record is from RefSeq and is a predicted model, not a curated record. Gene Ontology annotation, molecular function: heme binding; monooxygenase activity; oxidoreductase activity, acting on paired donors, with incorporation or reduction of molecular oxygen. Bases 42 to 1397 code for a protein of 451 amino acids. The transcript has 7 exons. NCBI's taxonomy places the organism in Eukaryota, Metazoa, Arthropoda, Arachnida, Sarcoptiformes, Oppiidae.
GACCCAUAUGUUUACCAUUUAUUGGUAACAUUAGUAUAGCCAUGAAUUGUACUGCAAAAAUAAUUCGCGAUUGGUCUACAAAAUAUGGACCCGUUAUUGGUUUGAAAUUUGGUUUAUUUCCGACUGUAUUUCUAAACGAUUGGCCAUCAAUUAAGACAACAUUAACAAUGAAUUCAUUAGUAGAUAGGCCACCACUUUCAAUAUUUUCAGCUUUUUACGAAAGUAAUUUAGUUGAGAUGAGUGGCCAUCUAUGGCAACAACAGCGAAGAUUUACAUUUUAUCAUUUAUCUAAACGUGGUUUUGGCAAACAUUCAAUGGACAGUCAUAUUGUCGACCAGUGCCGCCGUACAUGUGAACUGAUGAUCGACAAAACAAUCGGUUCGGAAAUCGAUGUCCGACAGCUAUUCGGUGUCAGUUUGGCCAACAAUGUGUCAACUAUUUUGAUUGGCCGACCAUUGGACUAUAGUCCCUAUAAUUCCCGGUUUAUUAAUUAUGUUAUAAAACCCGAUAGAGUACUUUCGUUUACCGAUUUUUGGUCACAAUUCCCGAAUUUAGCAGAUUUUAUGAACAAUUAUCUAAUAUUUUUAUUGCCCGAUAUUUAUAAAAAAUCUGAAUUCAAAUUAGACGAUAUCUAUAAUUUUUUCAGAAAUGAAGUUAAAUUGCAUUUAGAAAMUGAUAUGUAUUUAAAACGUCAAAAUGAUUAUAUCGACGAUUUUUUAAAUGAAAUAAACAAUUGGAAAAAUAAAAAUGAUCAAGAUCAUUCAUUUAAGAUUAACACAUUAGUCAGUAAUUUAGUUGCACUGUUUGGCGGAUCAAUAACCAGUAUAAUGCAGACACUUGAGUGGGCACUGGUAUUGUUGGCCACAUAUCCGGAUAUUCAGUACAGACUUCAUCGGGAAAUCGAUGCCAAUGUWUCMGAUAUUCAAUUGCUUAGCUWUGACUAUAAAAAUCAGAUGCCAUUCACAAUGGCUUUUAUYUAUGAAGUUAUGAGAUUUCGGUCACUWUCRCCRAUCAAUCAAUCGAGAUGGACAACUGCUGAUAUUGUAGUAAAUGGUCARAAAAUACCGAAAAAUACACAAAUAUUUGCAAACCUAUGGGCUGUGGAUAACGAUCCAAAUCUAUGGGACAAACCGCACGAGUUUAGACCCGAAAGGUUUCUCACGGAUAACGGGACGACUGUAACAGUACCGGAAUAUUUUACACCGUUUUCUAUUGGUAAAAGGGUGUGUCCGGGUGAGGUGUUUGCUAUGAGAGAACAAUUUCUAUAUGUAGUCAUACUAUUACACAGAUAUCAUAUCAAACCGACACAAAAUACCGACACAACACUUGAMUAYGAAUUCAAAAUAUCAGUUACACCUAAACGUGAACCAGUAGUUUGUUUUAUSAAUAGAGUCUAA